This is a messenger RNA of Varanus komodoensis (Komodo dragon), 11401 nucleotides long. RefSeq lists its product as uncharacterized. The coding region runs from base 4730 to 7099 and encodes 789 amino acids. The transcript is spliced from 2 exons. Lineage: Eukaryota; Metazoa; Chordata; Lepidosauria; Squamata; Varanidae. The record is from RefSeq and is a predicted model, not a curated record.
UCCAUAUUAAUUCUUUAUUUUGGGCUAUAAUAUCUGGAACUAUCUUUAAUUGGUUUGCAACCCAAUACUUUUUAACAUCUGGAAUGCCCAGCCCUCCUUUUUUUUGGUGAUUCAUACCAUAAGUUUCAGGAGUCUUUAUUAUUUGGAGAUGUAUUAAUAUGUUUGUGUAUACACACACAUCUUUGAAGAGUCAGGAUACCCAGAGUCUGUUCUAGUUAAGGUAUAUUUUGCCAUAAAGGUCAGGUUGUUUUCCAGGGAAGAAUGAAUAAGAUGGAUGAUGAAUUCUGCUGGUGUAAUGCAGUCUGGUUUGCGUUUGUGAUUAUUGGCCUUGUUCAAAAGGCUACAGUCUCUUACUUCUGGUUUCAUGUUUAUACCUAUAAGAUGUUCAUAAGUUUUAACAAUCUGUGUGAAAGAGUGAAGUUCAAAGGGCUUGUUUUGAAAACUGGUUGCUUAUCUUCUCUGCACUGCUAAGGUUUGGUAUAUUCAUAAGGGAGUGGUGCUGUUUCCACAUCAUUUCCACAGUAAAAGUGUUGCUGUGAUUUUUAUUUCAAAAGCUCUGUUUAGGAAGUGUGUAAGCUUGAAUGGGUUUUGGGAAGUCAGCCUCAUCCAUUCGAAAGAGGAAGGCUCUUGCAACCCCGUCAUCACAUGUGUCUGAAUAAUUGACUGUAAACAUCAUCACUGUUCCUUGGUGUCUGAAGCAACGUUUCUCACACAACCCCGUUCUAAAACUGUAUUGAGAAAGGGCCAAGAAUUUGAGUCCUGUCAUGAAGCAGUGGCUGUGCUAUUUCCUUGGCCAGCAAUUCCGUAAACACUCAAGAGCAGGUGGCACUUGCAGAAGCAGAACAUUAGUGCAGUAUACAAAAUCACAUGCUCUUUUCAGAUGCUACAGGCCUUUUGCUGAACUGGCCUUGUCGGUGAGGUGCUAUUUUCAUGUUUUUGUUAUACAAUGAAAAGGGUGUAGGCAAGAGGGUAUGUAGGGUGCUGGGUUAUGGUGUGGAUGUAUUGCUUAGAAGCAAUAAAAUGAGACCUUAAUUCUGUUUGCUCAGCAUUUGAAACAGGAGACUAUGUAUUAGGGACUGCAGGGAUCUCAACUGAGGAUUUGUUGGAGUGAUAUCUAGUCUAUUUCUAAUUAAGUUGUUUGUUUGAACCCAUGUACCUUGACUAAAUGUUAAACAUAAUGAAAGAUGAACAUCAUAUGACAUGGAACUGCCCUUUCAAGUCUUUUCUUUCAAGUCAAUUGAGUUAAUUUCUAUGGGCAUCAGUUUUCUCAAUGCUUUACAUACUAUGGGUAUUCAUAGUUAAUUUGAAAAAAAUAUGUAGGGUUUCAUAGAAAGCAUUUGCUUUUUGUUUUAUUUCUUGUGUAUUCCUGCUUCAUGACCUAUUGAUUGAUUGACCAAAAAAAUCCCUAAGGUACAUAGAGUUUUCAGUAUUGUUUUGGGAAAAAAUGUGGUUCUUUUGUUGUUGUUUUGAAUGUAAAUUAAAUGAAGGUUACUCAUUGAGUGUCCAGCAUAUGCACUUUAAAGUUAGAACCAUCUAUGUUAUCAUCCUAACAUGUUCCAUCCUUCUUGAUUAAUGUGCUUGUGAGGAGAUGGCUGCUUAGGCUGGAAUGUCCUUAAUGCUUACCUGGAAGUAAGUCCUCUUGGGGGCUUAUUUCUGAGUAUAGAAGUAAGUAUAGAAUUGGGUGGCAAGUGUAGAAUUGUGUGGCAAGAAUCAUUAAUGAAUGCUUCAUUAAUUAUUGUUGUAAGUAUCUUUUGUUAUCUGACACUUGGUUUUAAGAUUUCCCCCCAUGCUGACAGCUUACAUGUUUCUGUCAAAUGCACAGGCAUUUGCAUUUGACUGUAUGUAGUCAAAGGCCAUUGUAAUAGAAUAAUUAUGUAUAAGCAAAAUUUAAAACACAUGAGUUCAAUAAUAAAACAGAAAAUAUUAUAAAAUAAAAUGCAAAGAUCACCUUUACACACUGAACCAUACUACUGUGGUGAAUAUAAGAAAUAAGAAAGGAAUGAGCCCUACAUUAUAUACGAAUUCUGUAUUUAUAUAUUAGAGCUAUGGAAAUUGAACAGGAGUGUUCUUAGCUGUCACAGCAGAUAGGGCUAUCUUGUUCCAUCACGAAAUUCUGCAAUGUUUGGUCUGAAUAGUGCUGAAAUACAUAGCAGAUUUUUUCCCUUAGAGUCCAGAUAAAAAAGGGCAAAAUGACAAAUAAUCUUUUGCAUUUACAAUCUGCUUACAACCGGAUAGAUGUUUUUCUCUGCUAGUGGGAAUUCCUAAGUGUUCCUUCUUUCUAUCAUUUUUGAUCAGCUGAGAUGGCCUUCUUGCUAAUGCCAUCUGUGUAUCCCAAAUGUUAACAGCAAGGGAAUAUUGUAUGGUGUUCUUGUACCUCUGUUUGGGAAUCCUUUUUCUCUUGAGGUGUGAGUACUUUCCAGAAGAAACUGCUUUGCUUGGACUGUCUUCCAGUGAUUAGGAUCAAUGUUUUAAGGGGUAGGUGGUUUAGUGAAUGUUUUAACUUAAUUUUAUUAUACUUGUUGCUAAAUUUCUAAGCUUCGCAAAGAUUAGGGAAACUGUUGUCAUCUCCCUGUUACUUUUGUUGUUCCUGUGAGGUUUUUAGUACUGACCACUAUCUUUGGCAGGAUGGAAGGUACACUGGAUUUUGUUAUCACUUGGCACUGCCUUGUUGGCCUUGAUACCAUUAUUUGUGCACUUUGCAAUUGCUUUUGCAGUGGGGGAGAGAUUCAAAUUCUCCUGUCUUCAAAUACAAUGUAGGUUUGUGCACUCAAAUUCCAGUGAAUCUUAUAGGCAUUUGAGUAGUCAUAACACUGCAGAGGCAUGUCAACUCUGUUGUUCACAAGUUGUUUUGUUCUACAAUCUGAAAAUGUGUUUUUCUGCCAGACAGGAAAGUGUCGGUGUGACUGGUAAGCAAGGUGGGAAAAUGCAGCAUGUACAUUUUAAGUGUCCCUGAGCUCAGCAGUCUCAAACCAUCUGUGGAGGGGGCAAGAGACUUGCUAAACAGCAGUCUUGGGUGACUACGGACUAAAAUACUGCUAGUACACAGGUGAAUUGUUGCUUUGGUUGGUGGUAUUUGUGGAUGUGUCUAGAAGAGCAAAGAGAGCAAGAAAAGAAUCAGGGAGAUUCUGGCUGAAGGCACUUCAAAAAUUGAGUUCCUUUUAUAUGAAACUUCAGACUAGAAUACAAAGCACUGGCUGCUUGCACAAAGAUGUAAGUUUAGGUUUCAUGGGAUAUAGAAGAGCAAUGACUAAAGAGCAUGUUAUACAGCAAUAAAUCCAGAAUUUAUCUGUUGUUUGCAACAUUAGAUAUAUUGAUCAGUAAUUAGAUAUUAGUAUAGUAUUAUGUAUUUUAUCAGUAAUUUUAAAAUAAUGUUUAUUAAGAAACUGUUAGGCUAAAUUAUAUUGUAUAAUGUAACAUACAUGUUCAUAUUUGUAUAAGUGAAAUACAGUUCUAUAAUCUCAUAUUGUUUAUCUGCAGGAUUUUUAUAUAAAGGACUACUUUAUCAGUAUUUUUAUCACCAAGCAUUUAAAAGGAUUGCCAUGCCUUGAUUACAUUCUGAUUGUCUGGCUAUCUCAAUAUUUUUUUCUUUAAAGAUUGUUAAAAUUAUGGUAUUGUUGCAGGAUAUGCAGAAUGGAAAUUUCCAACAUCAAAAAAGAAUGGAAAGUUUUAACAUUUCUUAACUAAAGUAGAAAGUAGUUUACUAUUCUUUGACUUUAAAGCAUCAUGUUCCAGAAUUUCCUUGAUGGAUUAUUGUAGACAAUAGUUUAAAAGGCAUUUAUCUUUUUAUGGAUGCCACGAAACAUUCAUACUUGGAGCACUUGGGUACCUAAUUCUGAAAGGCAACUAAAGAAAUAAGCUAGUUGUUUAUUUGUUCCUUUUUAUUAUGCCUCUUUUUUAGUGCAGGGAGGUAUAUUUUGUAUUUCUUGUAAUUUGGCACAAGGUUUGCUUUUCAAUGGAACUUUUUUCUAGCAUUCCACUAGACCUUAGAGUUCAUUAGCCUCUUCUUGGCACAAGGCUGGCUGAUAGCCUGACCUUUAGGAUUUGUUCUGUCAGGCAGCUUUUUCAUCCUAGUAAGCUGCAGAUGUGUUGGAUUACAGUUCCCAGCAUGCCCUGGCAGCUAUAGAGUCUUCCAUAAUUAUGAUUGAUCUGCAUCUGAAUAGGAAAAAAACAUGAUUUUCUCUCAUUUAAUGUCUAAUCUGACAAAAUGAACUGCAGCUUUUAAAAUCAAACCUUAUAGAAAAUAGGUCUGCUAGAUCAUUUCCCUUUUCUCCUCACAAUUUUAAAUUGUUUCUCAUAUUCCAUCUUAACUGCCUAUAAUUGCUAAUGUGGCAAUGCCUAGUAACCAAGGACAAAACUGCUUGGUUAGUUGGCCUGGCUGCUACCUCUGUUAAUAUGGAAUAGAAAGUAUCCUAGCUGAAGGUGUAUUUGCUAUGGAACUCAUGGAUGUAUACCCUAAUGCAGCCAGGUUAAUGUUUUUGGUUCCAUUGAAGUAGUUUGAGGCUGGUACUGAAACUAUAGUUCAGAGUUCUGAACUGAUGUAGUGGAACUGUGGAUAAUCUUAGAACAAUUCUACUCUGUAGUUUUCAAAUUCGCAGCCUCUCCACUAAAGUGGAAGUGAUGGUGGGAAGUUGAUCCUUUGACAGGCUGACAGAAGCACUUUAUUAUGUAAGCAGUCCACAUUUGAGCAGUGGGGGGUUUGGAGACCCUUUUUCUGUUUUCUUUCUCUCAGAUGCUUGCCAAGAUGUUGUCUCUGCUAUUGUUCCUGUGGCAUGGAUGGAUGCUUGUUUCUGCUACCUGGAAUGAAUCUGCCAUCCCUGUAAGGCUGUGGGCCUGUUCACCAAAAGGAAAAGUUGCUGAAUCAAAGUUGCUAUGCCGUAUGCAUGGAUUGUAUGCAAACAGAUCCAACCAUGCUGUGUUCCAGAACCUGUACAUGUUCCAUGCUGCCUCGGACUUGAUCAGCUGUCACUGGAGAGACUUAGCCAAUUGUACACUUAAGAGCAGCGGAGAAAUUGGACAUUUUUGUUAUGACAUGCAAAAAGAUAAUUUGAGUUUUCGCAUACCUGUUUCUUGCCGACCUUUGCCUACACACUUGGACUCUCAUUCAGUCAGAAGUAACUUCACCCAGGAUAGUUUAUGUGAAGUUGCCCUAAUUUCUGCUGCUGUAUGGAAACCUGGUGCACAGUUGCAUGUAAGAGUAAUUGUUGGGACUCAGAACAUUAGGUUUCCUGGAGAUCAGUUGCAGCUGUCUUUGAUUUCACCUUCAGGAAAUAACAGCACUUACCUAAUUGUGAACUGGGAAUUACAGGAGUGGGAAUUAAAGGGAACUGACUUAAUUAGACAAGGUCCACCAGAUUGGGUAGUGCCAAUCAGGGGAACAUACUGUGAGCAGCACAUGUCCUCAGUUAGGUUUCAAUACUAUGGGUAUAUUUCUAUUACAGAGGAAAUGAGUGAGCAAGGUUUGUAUCGGGUGGAAAUGGGUUCUCAAAACAAAACGGUUCUUAAUUUUAACCCACUGAUCAUGAACCUUCUCCCACUACGUCAUAUGAUGAACCCCAUUGUUGGGUCUCAUGUACUAAAACUGGAUCAACCUGAGCAAAUCGUCAUGCACCCCCAGACCUCUCUGAAGGAGGUGCAGAUUCAUUUUGAGGGCUUAAAUGUGUCACAGAGAGUGCCUCAAUGUGCUCCCUUCCUUGGGGUCAGUCACAGAGGUUGGGUGGAAUGGGUUAAAAUGUGGGAAAGACCACACCAGGGGGGAAGAAUUAAAAGGGAAUUCAAAGAUUGGCUUGGGCCCUUGGGAGCAGCAGUUUCCUUCAUAGAUGCUGCCAACAUAGAAGUAUUAGCUAAUAAACUUUCAUAUUCCACAAAACAGAUAGGGAAGUUGACUGCCCCAUUAACUAAAUCUUUCUUGCAACUUACAGAACAUCCAAGAGCUAUCAGUAAAGUGCUUCCAGUCUGGGAAGAAAUGUUAGAAAAUGACAGCAUUAUGAUAGUGUCUGGAAUUCAGUCCCUCCAGAACAAUAUUUCAUUGGCUCUAGCGUGUGAACAGGCACAAGCAAUCACACAGAAUGUAGUCAUGGGAAUAAUUCGAGAGGCUAAGGCAGGAAAAAUUCCUAUGGAGGUAACAAAUUUAAUUCGGCCAGAGCUUACCAAAGGUGAAAUAGCUUUAGAGGCUUGGUGGAGGUUGCUAAAUGCAUCGUAUGAUUCCACUCAGAAUAUUUUGCGACUAUUCUUAAUCACAGUAGAAGCUACCCAGAUUAUUCCAAUCUAUCCAGUAGUUCCCUUGGGAUUUCAGCUUGACAAGGAUUUGGUCAUGUAUUCCAGAGACUUGAAUAGGUGGGCACACAUGAAGGAUGGUGAGUGGCAAACAGUUAAUGUGCAGGGUUGUGUAAAAAGGGAAAACUUGGGUUUUGUAUGUGAUGAUAACAGUUUACAAGAACACCAUGAAUGCUUCUCCCCUCAACUUGUAAAUAGUUCUAUUUGCUCUUUUGAUGUAAUCCAAGAAGAAAUGUCUACUGUUGUGUAUACUGGGAAGGGGUGUAUUUGUGUAAGAACCCCAUGUGAGUUUGUUAUCAUUAAUGGCCUAGUAAUUCAACCAAUGCUGCCUUAUAUUAAUCGUUGUUUUUGCAAUAUUAGUGUGAUUGUAGGAUGUGAUUUCCAAUUUCGGGUACCUGUUUGGACUGUGAAACAUAUGAAGGCUUAUCCUGCUUUGUAUAGAGAAAUUUCUCCUAUUUCUCUUGGCCUUGGCCUUUCUACCCUGAAAAAUCUGCUUUCUCAUCCUUCCCUCAAGCAGGAAUUGUUGAAACUCAGAAACAUGGGUGAAAAUGCUACUCUGGAGAUUCACCACAGCAAUCAAGAGAUUGCCCAGAUUGUAGCCACAGUUAAGUCAGCUGGAGACCAUGCCUGGUGGGAAGUGCUUCUUGGAUGGUCACCAAGUUCUAAUGCUGUACUCAAUAUUGCCCUCCACCCAAUUAUAGUGAUUUUAAUCUUUCAAGUGGCACUGGUGAUUGGUUUGUUGGUACUUGUUGGGUGGAUGAAACGGCAAGCACACAGACUCCAUGAUCUAGAGGACCAGAUACAUGCUCCCAAAGCAAGGUUGUAAAGAAGAUAUUUACCAGAGCAAGACAUUUUCUUGACAUUCUCUGCUCUAUCAACAGGGUAACUUUUUCUAUAUAACCUCUAUUUUUGCCCCUUCCCAGCUCCACUUGGAUUUUGUCUCUCAGUUUCCAUCUUGUCUGUUCGUAGUUCUGGAUUGCCUGCUUCCAUAUAUCCCUAGCCACCCAUUAAGAUCGAUCUGGGACGUUCCUCUUAAAGAACCAUCUCCUAGAGAGGUGAGAGGGAUGCUGGCUAUCAGAAGGGCCUUCUUGACAGUGGCAUGCCACCUCUGGAAUAGGCUCUCCAAAGAGAUGUGCCUGGUGCCAUCAUUCCUAGCAUUUUGGCACCUGGCAAAGACUCACCUUUUCUGCAGUUAUUUUAAUUUUAAAGGCUAUCUGAUUUUAAAGUUGACCCCAUGUUUGGUUUUAGUCAAUUUUAGUUAUAUUGUUUGAUUUAAUGUUUGAUAUUAUAUUUUAAUCUCAAUAUAUUAUCUCUCAUAUCUGGAUUAUGUUGUUAAUAUGCUUUGAAUUAUGUUGAUAUAAUGUUAUUGUUUUUAGAAUGAUGUGUUGUUUUUAUAUUGUGAGCCAUGCAGAGAGCCCAGAUAUGGGUUAUUGUAGAGGCAUAUACAAUAAAUGAAUGAAUGAAUGUUGCUUAACUGGGAACUAAGGUAGCAGCUAAUGAUAAGGAAACUUGACUGCUAGGACUGGCUGCCAUCCUCUUUUAACAUGAAAAUGAGUUAGCUCAGGGCACCUAACCCUAAGUGCCCUACGCUAUUAAAUUUUUGAACUUUGGGAUGCACAAAAGCCCAAAUCCCUUACAGUCAGGACAACACACUACUACUUACUGAUAGUGACUAAAAUUCUUCAUGUUUAAUGACCUUCCACCUAGUAUCAAACACACUUAUCCAGCCUCUAAUGCUAUUAUUUUCAGAAAAUGGCACCUGCUGCUUUUUUAUCACUUUUUCCCCCACUCCCUUCCUUUCAGUGAAUAUUUUGGCUUUGAGUCUCCGAGACUGACCAGGUUCACAUGAAAUGAUGGCAAAUCAUGGUUUGAUCAUCCCACAAUUUGCUACUGUGUCUGUUGGGUGUAUGCCAUGGCUGUUUUGAAUAGUAAAACCCCAAUGGCACACAUUCUGUGGCAAAUCAUGGACUAGUUAUCCCAUGCUUUGCUGCCAUUUUGUGCGAAGAGGUGCCAGAACUGCUCUUGGACCCCUAAAUUGCAUUUUUAUUUAGGAAGGAGACCUGCCAUCUGCACUAUCCAAAUUAUUCUUUCUCAAUUCCUGCCUGUGUUUCUCCACAAUGCAACCAGUUCUGUAGUCUGGGAACAUUUAUGCUCCUGAAAUAGUUUUGUUGCUGUCUGAGUGGUUCCCUACCAAAGUCUGUAAGCCUGAAUUUAACAAAGCUACUAAGGAUCCUUCUCCUCUUCCUCUUUUUAUGCACCUCAGCCAAUUUACAGACAAAAUUUCUAAUUUUCUUUCCCCAGCUCCUUCCCAUUUUCAUCUUUGUGCUCCCUCUCUGCUUUGACACUGUUGCUUAGUCUUAGGCUUGCUACCACUUCCCUUUUUCAAAACUGUUGUGUCUGCAAUAGCAUUAAGUAACUUGACUGUAAUUUGAUCCUUGGUUAGGUUUUAAUAAAAAAUCCUAUUUAAUUAAAUUUGUAAGAUACUGAUCUAAAAAAGGGAGUCAAAUUGUCUUAACUUGAAUUAAAACAUGUAGAAAUUUAAAGCUAUUGAUAAUCCCAAACAACAGUUAACUACUGGUACCCAGUAAUUAAAUACCAGUACCCAUACUGUCAAAUGCCUGGGUGUAAAGGAAGGUUUAAAGUUGAUGUUGAAAAGUGCUGAUGCCAGAUGGGCUUCAGCGGGGGGAUCAUUCCCCAGUCAGAAGCAUCACUGAAAAUACCUUCUCCCUUGUUUCAGUUCUGAGCUUCCUCAGAGGAGCACUUGGGAUACUGCCUUAGGUGUUGACUGAUGUUUAUGGCUAUGUUCAUACAGUAAAAGCAUUUCAUCAAGUUUUAUGAACCUGAGCCCUGUACAGAGUUAUGUCAAAGUCAGCAUCUUGAAUUGGGCUCAGAAAAAUAUAGGUAACCAGUGUGAACAGGCCAGAAUUGGCAUUACAUGCUGUUCCAUUUUGCACAAGCUGCAGUUCUGAACCAUCUUCAGUGGCACUUCCACCACCAAAAGCUGGUAAAAUGUACUCUGCUCCACUCAGGCUGCCUAACCCUCAAGGGACAGCAAUAACUCCUGAGGAAAUCCCAAACCAGGAACCUGCUCCUUCAAGGGAAGUGCAGCCCUACCCACAACAGGCUGGAAACCCUGUACCUGGACACCAUGUAGGUCAGAAGAACUACCCAUUGACAACAUUUGGUUCUUCAUUAGAUUGAAUGCCAGGUUAUUAAUUCUCACCUAGCCCCUUGUCACAGCUAAAUACCAGUUUUCAGGAUUAAAUCUGAAGGUCUCAACUGUUUUGCCUCUUGAGAAUUCUGUGGAGACACUUUGAAUAGAGUGGGAACACUCUGCUAUCUGGACUAAAUACUUCCAAAUCACCUACAUUUUGCUCUUGUUGAAUUAGUUUUUGGGCUAACGUUAUUGAACUGAUUGAUGAUAAUGACUGAUAGCCUGUUCUCUGGCAGUAAUAGAUCACAUGCUGCCAAGAAAAUUAUACCACUAGCUUAAUUUCAUGAGUUUCCAAGAGCUCACCUUCUAGGACACAGAAAAUAGGUUCAAACAUGAGUAUUACAAGCAAGCAUGGUAACAGGGAUGAUCAAACUCUCACCUUUUCGUUUUUCUUUUGUUUUCUUUUUUCUUUUGUUGUUGAAAAAGGAAUGGUUGACUUUGCUGAUGGUCCAGUAACACUAAAGAGAAUCAGUGUAGGUGAUAGCAUAAUACUAACACUAGUCCUCAUUGGCUUUUAGAAAUUCAGGUCAAGGCAACUCUCUUCCAGACAACUUUUGGUUAACUGGCUUGGUUCAUUUGUUUCCACUGCUCUGGUCAACUUGCUGCUAAUUUUUGUAAGAUUCCUUAGAAAUUAGAUAUAUUUAUUUAAAAUAUAUUAGUUGUAUUGGAAAUUUUAACUAAAACAAGCUAUAAAUAUCUGAAUGGAAUAAAAUAGUCUUAGGCAGAUGUCUAAAACCACUGAGGAGAACCUGCUAGGCAUUACCACCCAGGAUUCUAUGUACUUGCUACUGUUGUUAGUUAUUUUAGAUUUAGCAUAUAGGCAAAAUAUUUGGCCAGGAGGUUUAGAUCCUUACACUUCUAUUUUAAUAUUUCAGUGUGUGAAAUGAUGGUCUAGAGGUAGUUAUCCUCUGGAUUCCUUCUGAAAGGAAUACAUUUCACAGGGGGUGUUCCUUUAUUUUUCAAGUCUGCAUGGUACUAUAAGGACAUUAUUCAUAGAGCAUAUGUUGAGAUUCCAUAAUAUAGCCCCACUGCUCUAUGAAUUUAAUUGAUUUCACUGGUCGGUAGUUUGCCUGUUCCUUUCAGAUGUUUUAUGAUCUAAUGUCCUUGGGAAGAGUUCCAGACGUUCUGGCUGUCUCUAGCAGUAGCAUGCACUUAGCAAUGCCUCCUGCGUUACAGCCUGUUGAAGCAGUAUGAAGUCUUGUCUGUCAAUGAGAUAUGCUUUGUCACCUGAGAAGGUCUGAGACUGUACAGGAGUGUUACUGCCAUACAUUGACCUGAAAAUAAUACACUUGGAAAAACAAAAAUAAGAGUUUGAACUCUUCUUAGGCAUAAAACAGUGUGUAUAUUCAUUAUCUAUUGAUACUUCGUUGUAAGGUCAGUUCUAGAAAUAGGCUGCUGAUAUAUUUGUGUACCCAGUGUUGAUAUAGUAUACUAAACUGCUAAUGUGUGCCCUCUCUUUUAACAGCCAAGAGUGAGAACAGGAAUAUUUGUCCUCCUAUGAUAUUUGCUUCUCUGGAAUCUAAAAAAUCAAAACUCAUUUUCAAGAUUCUUAGUGCAUACACAAAGUUGUACUUAAAAGAUUUUCAUCCAGCUCCACCUACCAUAUGGUGUCUUCUCUCUUUCCUUUGUGGCUGUACCAGGCAACCUGCGAAUGAUAGGAGUUGCAGUUCAACAAGGCUGCUGUAAUGUGCUGAUCAAUUGUGAGCCAUUAAGUCCUUCACUGAAUGUUUCUGAAGUACAAGGUGCCGUCAGUUCAUCAACACUGAGUUCCUUGAACACUAAUGGCUCUGAAAUUAUGAUGGAGUGAUCUUACUGAAGCUAAGCAGGUCAGGUCAUGAUAUAAGUGUAAGAAAUACCUUUUGUUUAUCAGUUGCAUAUAUAUCCUGAAUAGAAAUAAAGCAUUAUGUAAUAUGU